AUGCCACCGAAAGGCUCAAAAAGAUCAUCCAAGACGGCUGCUGUCGAACAGCCAAUGGACGUCGAUGAGCCCUCUAGCUCGCACCCCAGCGGUAGCAUCGCCAACGACCCUAUUGCUUCUAGCAUCAUACAGGACUCAAAGACCUCUGUAGCAGUCGAUCAGCGUCGACUCGUUGAGAUCUUGCCAGAACGUGUCGGCUCGGUCGCCAACACCGAUUUCCCUCUACACUAUCCAGGCGAGAACAAUGCUUUCUCCCUCGCAGCUGCCAACCAAAAUCUCAAAGUCAUCGUCACCCGCCUCUCUGACGCCUCAUGCGAAUUUGACCUCAUAGGCGUCGAUGCGUCCAUCGCCAACGCUGUGCGUAGAGUGUUGAUGGCCGAGGUGCCUACAGUCGCCAUCGAGCACGUUUACAUCUGGAACAACACGUCCAUCAUUCAAGAUGAAGUGCUUUCGCACCGUCUCGGUCUCGUACCACUCGCUAUCAAUCCAGACAAGGUAGCGAUGCGCAUGCCCGGUGACGAAGCUGAUGACAGCAAUACGGUGGUAUUCCAUCUCAAGGCAAAAUGCGAGCGCAACCGAUCAGCAGCACGCGGAGAAACCGAUCCGGAUAAGCUCUACAUCGGUCACAACGUCUACUCGGAGCAACUGCGAUGGGAUGCCAAGGGAGGCCAAGAAAAAGAUUUUGCCGAUUCCCCACCUCGUCCCGUCCAGGACAAGAUCCUCAUCGCCAAACUUCGACCUGGUCAGGAGCUCGAUCUCGAACUUCACUGCGAAAAGGGAAUCGGCAAAGAUCAUGCAAAGUUCUCCCCCGUCGCAACUGCCACCUACCGCCUCUUGCCACACAUUCAGCUGCUCCAACCCAUUCCUGACGAAUCAAUUGACAAAUUCGUCUCAUGCUUCCCACCAGGCGUUAUUGGCGUUCAAGGUUCUGGUAAAACCCGCUCCGUUUUCGUCCAAGAUGCACGAAAGGAUACAAUCUCCAGAGAAGUGUUUAGGCAUCACGAAUUCGAAGAUAAGGUCAAGCUCGGCAGGGUCAGAGAUCACUUUUUGUUCGAUUUGGAGAGCACGGGCAUCAUUCCACCGGAGAAGCUGCUGCCAGAAGCUAUCAGAACCUUGCGGAGUAAGAUCGCCACUUUGAGAAAGAGCUUGGAUCACCUCGAGACAAGAGGACUCGACACGGCCAUGGCUGCUUGA
This is a messenger RNA of Mycosarcoma maydis (corn smut), 1194 nucleotides long. RefSeq names its product putative DNA-directed RNA polymerases I and III subunit protein. Gene Ontology annotation, molecular function: protein dimerization activity; DNA binding. Gene Ontology annotation, cellular component: RNA polymerase III complex; RNA polymerase I complex. The record is from RefSeq and is a predicted model, not a curated record. The coding region runs from base 1 to 1194 and encodes 397 amino acids. Gene Ontology annotation, biological process: DNA-templated transcription. NCBI's taxonomy places the organism in Eukaryota, Fungi, Basidiomycota, Ustilaginomycetes, Ustilaginales. The transcript has a single exon.